Heterobilharzia americana is the source of this 5184-nucleotide messenger RNA. The record is from the annotation of a GenBank genome assembly. NCBI's taxonomy places the organism in Eukaryota, Metazoa, Platyhelminthes, Trematoda, Strigeidida, Schistosomatidae.
GUUCAUUUGAUGGCACGAUUUCAAAAUGUUAGUGUGAGAGCUGUUUUAGAGAUAUGAAGUAUGCUUCUUGGUAUCACUUCUACAUACCAAGUAUGGAUCUGUAUAUUCAUUAUUUUUGGGGUUUCAGCUGAGUGGGAAUUAUCGUGUUAUAAUGAAUCUAUGCACAUACUGUGCGGUGCGGAAAAAGCUAUUGUCAUUCAUGAAGCUCACUUUGGAUACUUUCGAGAAAUUACGUCGAUAUCAAAAUCAACUAACAAAUGCCGCCCAUACAAUGCUAGAGACUGCUGGAUCGAUGUGACCGCCAAUAUAUCUCGAAGGUGUUCUGGUCAUUCGAUCUGUAAAAGCUCAGUUCAUUAUUCAUCCGACUUGUCUUCGGAACUAUUAGCAAAAGAAUGCUCAUUUACCACUGACAUUUUGGCUGAACCAACAUUAUUUGUGGAGUAUGAGUGCAUCUCAACGACUCUUAUUACACGUAUAUCGAAUGAGAAUCAUGUGGAUCCUGAACAAAUUGGUGGCUAUUUACUUAGUUUAGAUUAUAAUGAAAUUAUUCAUAGUGGUUCAGAAUGGCGAAGUCAUUUAGCAGAGAUUCUGUGUAAUCCUAUUGUCUCAAAUCAUCUACCACAUCGUUUUUAUUUACCAACGCCUAGACUUACUACAACCAUAAGACAAUCAAUGAAUAAUAAUGAUGAUAAUCAAUUGAAUAAAGGAAUUCUAGCUACAUUUCUAAUCAGAAUAAAGGAUAUAGACUUUACUAAAUCAUCAAAUCUGAUGAAUAUAAAUGGCAUUUCAUUACCCUCUUCAGCAUCAUCGAUGUCAGCGAUAAAAACAUCACAAUUGACUCAUAAUGAAAAUCUUAUAUUAGCUACUGGAGCAGCGUGUUCAUCCGAUCCUGGAAAAGCUUGUUAUCAUGACUAUUUAUCGAUUGAUGCUCGAGUCUCUAGUUCAUAUAAUAAUAAUAAUGUUACAGAGAUAAAUGUACCAAUUCUACGCCUUUGUUUAGUCAAUAGUUCAACACAAAUGACAACAAUGACUAGUCUAACAUCAUCAUCAUCAUCAUCAGCGGCAUCGUCAUCAUCUUUCUCUUCAUUCUCACUUUCUACAUCUAAUAUAAAUGAUCUAGACUACAAAAAGUUAUAUCCAACUGAUGAAACACAAUUGGUUGGACAAGUUUAUGGUCCAAUAAGCAAUGCAUUUGGACUACAAUUCACAUCUAAUUUAAACUUACUAGAUCCAUAUAUUAUACAUGGUAAAGGCAUACUGUUGGAAUAUAUUGCUUUGUUAUGCGUUCCAAUCAAUCCUCCAAGUGGUGAUGGUGUCGUCGAUUAUCGUUUUCGUACAAAUCAAAAAACGUCACAUACAUUUGCGUAUGCUGAAGUCUUCUGUCCAUCUGAUCGUUGGUUGGAGCCAGUCGAUCCAGGAUUGGAUGAUGCUAUUUCCGAAAUUCAUCAAUCUAAUAGUAAUGAGGAUAAAACUAGUAAGCCAUGGUGGUUAGAACGUAGAAGGCAUAUAACAUUGAUCUGUGACCAUCAUGAACGUAAAUGGAGUUCAAACAGGCUACCAGAAGCCUGCUUAACAUCUAACGAGUUGGCCACUUUUGUUGCCCAGAUGACUAAACAAAUGGAAGAGAAGAAAGCGAAUAUAAGGUUGGAUAAUCCAGCUAUCAGUGAUAACAAUAGCCAUAAAGACAACCAUACCUUGACCAUGGAUGAUAUUCGUUGGCUACAGUCGAAUGUUACUACUUACGCUUCAUCAUCCUACUUGAAAGCUGCUCAUACUAUUGACCAGGAGGGGAGUAAUAGCUAUGGCUAUCAAGUGACUCAAAUCUCUUCAGUGAUUUUAGGCUCAAUACUCGGAUUGUUAGUAUUCCUUUUGGCUGUUCUACUAGUUGUGUAUAGUCUAAGACAUAAGUUAUUUGAACAUUAUCAUAAGACUAUUGAUUUAGCGGCUAUUUCGUCGUCUAAUCGUCUUGGUUCCGCGUCAUUAACUACAUUCAGUCGAUCUAAGGAUACUUUAUUAUUUCCAACAUAUAAAAAGUCUAUAUCAUCGUAUAAUACUAUUCUAUCCAAUGGAAAUCAUCAUUGUAAUCUCUUUAAAUCUUAUCCUUAUUUAAUAAGUCAUAAUGCUAUCAAUGAAAGUGUUCCAGAUCUGCCUAUAGGUCAAACAAUGAUGACAACAGGAUUGCAUAGUUCAACAAUUUCUGGUAUGAAUAAAAAAAUAUCAAAUAUGGAUUUAAUUACAGGCGGCAAUGGUGGUGGUGGUGGUGGUUAUCUUCCGCCAUGGCGUAGUUCCCUCAGAAAUAACAAUCGUAAUAAUAAUAAUAAUAAUGGUAAUAGUAAUAAUACUCCAAAUGCUAUAUCCGCGUUAACAUUGAUACCAAAUACACCUGGUUCAGAGCAUCGACAAAUUAUCAGUUCUCUACCAUGGCUUCGAACAAAUUCUACAUCUCAUCUGACAAUGACAAAUCAUGGUCAUAUAAUGAAUAAUCGAAAAAAUACUACUACUACUAGUAAUAAUAAUAAUAAUAAUAAUAAUAAUAAUAAUAAUAAUUCAGCAUUUACAGCUUCCAGUGAAACAGUUCUCUUUUCUUCAUUGAAUCCACCGAAUGGAAUACCACGUUCAUGGUGGUUACCAUGGCGUAAAAGUAUGCGAAAAAAACGACGUUUGUAUACACAAUUACAAAGACGUCAAGAGAUUCAAUCUUUAUCUCAACGUGGUCUAUUAGGAUCAUCUGGUAGUAGUAGUAUAUUGAAUAAAUCAACAUCACAUUUACGUAAUAGUCAUUAUUUAUUAAAAUCAACUAGUGAACUUAUCAAUAAGUCAUUAAGACCAGAAUCUAUACCACCACCACCACCACCACCAUUACCACCAAUACCACAAUCAGCGUCAUCAUCGAAACGAGAAGAAUUAUUACAUUCUUGUGCUUCUUCACCGCCACCGCCACCGCCACCACCGUCUUAUCCACAACAUCUUCAAAUGAGACCAUCAGAGAUGAUAAAUAGUUAUGAAAGGACAAUAUUGACAACAUGUAAUGGAAAUAAUGUAAACAAUAUUAGUGAAUUAUAUGCUAAUCAAAAUUCAUUGAAUUCACCAACAUCACUAAUUUCAAAUAUACAAUCUACAUCAUGGAUUAAUAUAAAUGAUAAUGAUUUACCAUGGAAAUUUACACCACCAAGUAGAAAUAGUUUUAGUAAUGGUAUUCGACGAUUAUCAUCAUUCUUUCGUGGUUUCAAUCAUACUACUAGUAGUAAUGGAUCAUUUACACCGCCAAAAAAUUAUCCAUCAUUUAAAAAAUCAUCUUUUCGUUCUUCAUCAUUUAAUACACGUUCAGAAAUGCCAUCAAUGCCAACUUUGCCAACAUUUAAUCAUAUGACUACAUCAAAUAUAAGUAAUCAACAUAAUAAUAAUGAUAAUAAUAAUAAUAAUAAUAAUAAUAAUAAUAACGGUGGUAAUGGAAGUUAUAUGAAUAAUACUGAACCAGUUGCCAAUCAUUUUCUUCCUGAUAGAAGACAUGACUCACUUCGACAAACUAUACGUCAUCCUACACAUCCAUUGAUACAACACGCAUCACAAGCUCUGUCAGAAUCUGAAGAUUUACACAAAAAACAUAAUCAUGUCUACAAUUUAUGGCAUAAUAAUCAAAUAAUGAAAUCAUCAUUAUUUUCUAAUCAAGAUGGUUAUCAUUUCAAUACAUAUGGUAGUGGUGAUGAUCAUACAACUAUAGGUGUUGGUGAUAUCCUAUCUAGUUCACGUAAUACAACAAAAACUAGUCUACAAGGUAGUAGUAGACUAGAUUCAUUAUUAUCAACUGAAUUAAUCGAUUUAUGCGGUGUAAAUAAUGAUCAAUUGAUACAUUUCACUUCUAAUUCAUUGACAGGAAAACAAUUAUCACCAUUCAACUCAAUGUACAAUAAUAAUAAUAAUAAUAAUCUAUUAAAUAAAUUUGAUUAUAUUAUAGAAAAGGAGAGAAAAAAUCAUUUACCAAAUAUAACUGAUCCAUAUUUAGAGCCUACUAUAAACAACCAUAAUCAUAAUAAUGAAUUAGAAGUGAAUACCAAUAACAAUUAUGACCUAUUGAAAUUGAAUAACAAGACUGAUGAACAUACAGUUCAUAGUGGAACAAGUUCAGCUAUCAGUUCCUUAGUAUUUGCUGAUGACUCUGAUAUAUCUAAAGCAUCAGAAAAUUCAUCAAAUAAAUCAGAUCAGUAUAGUUCAUUGCAUAGGUUAACACCACAAAUAUCAUCUAAAACAAGUAAAUCGAUUAUUUCUACGACAAUUUCAACCAUUCAAAGAAAUGCUAUUUCUUCUCCUACUACUGUGGUUGCCAAUACUACUACUACUACUACUAUUACUACUACUACUACUACUACUACUACUACUACUACUACUACUCCAGUUUUACAUCCACUGAAACAUUUAUCCACUAUAGACUAUGUAACAUAUGAUGAAACACGUUCAUUUGAUAAGAAUCCAUUUAAUAAGACAACUGUACAACCUACACUUCCAUGGUCUAUUGAUUAUACUCAUGAAAGUACUUGUUAUAAUCCGAAUAUAUUAAAACAAAAUGAAUCAAUUCUACCAACAUCAGUAACAUCAUCAUCAUCAUCAUCAUCAUCAAUUUCACCUGAUCAAAUACAAUUUCGUCGAAGAAGUACAAUAAAAAGUUGUGAUUCACGUCCAUUAUCUGAUGCAAUGAUCAGUAAUCAUUAUUAUGAUUUGAAUAAGAAUAUAAAUUAUCAGGAUGUCUAUAAACAACCACCACCGCCACCGCCACCAUUGCUGUCUUGUAGUGUUACUUCAUCUUCAGGUGAGGAUGGAAAAUUAACACGGAAAUCUCAUCCACCUUUACCACCUUUAUGGUGUAAUAAUGAUAACAAUAACAAUAGAAAUUUUGGCUCAUCGGACAGUUUGUAUGAAACAGUUGAUUUGCCUAAAUCACAUUCAACACUGCCAAUAGACACAACAACGGUACAAAUGAUUCAACACCAGUCAAGUAAACCAGCCUUCAUUAGUAAUGAUAAUGGUAAUAGUAUGAUGAAUAGAAUAAAUGAUAAUGUACGUCGUAAAAUGGCACUUCCGCCUACACCGAAUUCUUUCAAUAUUAAAGCACCGAUACGAUUAAUUGGUGAAAUGGAUGAUUGGAAUCUACCAAGUUCAGAUGAAUCAGAUAUGAAUAUGGUAGCUUAA